CUCCCAAACUCGAGCAGUUCUCCCUGGAGGAAGCCUCCACUGAGUGCGCGCGUCUUUCCCUUAAAUAAACACGCAGCCUAAGUCUAUUAGGACAGGAUUUGAAUUAAACAAGCGAUGUAGCGCGGAUUAAGGGAUCUUAUCCCAGUCGACGCCAUGGGGAACGCGUGAGAUUUUGGUGCGUAUGUCCAAAAGACCCGAGUAUGGCGUCGGCGCAAGGGCUCCUCCACAGCGUCUUCUCCUGCUCGUCCCCGGCUUCCAGGAGCAUUACCAAGCGGCGGCUGCGCCAAACCCGCAGUUUAGACCCGGCUAUAAUCCGCAGCUGCGACGCCGACUCUGAUUUACCGCGAGACGAGCUGUCAGAGAGAAGGAGCGACGAGUCGGUCGCGUCCCAAAUCGACACGCAGCCGCACUCCAAGCUCACGACGGCGACGCUCAGACGGACGCACCAGCUGCUGUCGCCGUCCCUCUCCACUCCCGCAACACCUCUCGACACGUCGCCGUCUUCACACUUUCACUUCGAUUAUGACUUUAAAAGCGGGAAGAGGAACACGGCUUGGGAUUUGCCCUUCCUCGCCAAUUCGGGGGGCACUUCGGGCACCAUCUUCUCCCCUAGAAAGUGGCUUCAGAGGAAAGCGCAGCAUUCAGCUGCUCACGAGUACGUCGUCUGGAGGUCGGAGGGUGAUUUCACUUGGAAUAGCUUGUCCGGGAGGAGUGUGCGUCUUAAACCGGUGUCCAUUCAGAGCCUGUCGGAGCUGGAGAGAGCCAGACUACAGGAGGUCGCCUACAACCGUCUCCACCAGGACUAUGACCUGGGCUGCCAGAUCACCAUCCCUAAAGAUUGCCAGAAGAGGAAGAAGUCACUACGGAGGAAGCUGGACUCCUUAGCCAAGGAAAAGAACAAAGACAAAGAAAACGCCCCACAGGCGUUUGGCAUCUCCUUAUCACAGGUGAUCACCAACGACCGAACCCAGCGUCAGCGUCAAGAGGGUCAGAGGGAGGAGCAGAGAGACCCGAGUGACCUGGUGUCCUCCAUCCUGCAGUUUGCUACCCGCCGACCCACUAAGGAGCUUUCCAGCAGCAACUCAUCGCUCAGCUCCACCUCAGAGACGGCCAACGAGUCAACGUCAUCCAACACGCCCGAAGCCGCACCCCGUGCUCGCAGGAGGGGUGGCAUGUCUGUGGACUCCAUCACGGAUUUGGAUGACAAUCAGUCACGUCUGCUGGAGGCGCUGCAGCUCUCGCUGCCGGCUGAGACAGCCAGCAAGAAGGAGAAGCAGCAGGACAAGAGGCUGAGUCUAAACCCCAUCUACAGGCAGGUGCCACGUGUGCUGGACAGCUGCUGCCAGCACCUUGAGAAGUAUGGUCUACAGACGGUGGGGAUAUUUAGAGUGGGCAGCUCAAAGAAAAGAGUGAGGCAGUUACGGGAGGAGUUUGACCGUGGUGUGGACGUGCAGCUGGAUGAGGAACACAGUGUCCAUGACGUGGCCGCGCUUCUGAAGGAAUUCCUCCGGGACAUGGCUGACCCGCUGCUCACCAAAGAGCUCUACACUGCCUUCAUUAACACCACAUUGCUGGACCCAGAAGACCAGCAGUUAGUCACACAGCUGCUUGUGUACCUGCUGCCGCCUUGUAACAGCGACACCCUGCAGCGGCUGCUGGAGUUUCUGCACAUCGUGGCUCAGCACGCUCAAAACGGAUACGACAAAGAUGGACAGGAGGUUACAGGAAACAAGAUGACGUCAAUCAACUUGGCCACCAUCUUUGGGCCAAACCUGCUGCACAAACAGAAAAGUUCAGAUAAAGAGUUCAGCGUUCAGAGCUCAGCGCGGGCCGAGGAGUCCACGACCGUCAUCGCUGUGGUACAGAGGAUGAUCGCAAGCUAUGAGGAACUUUUCAUGGUCUCUGCAGACUUGCAGAACGAGGUGCUGAUGAACUUGCUGGAGACAGAUCCUGACGUGGUGGACUACCUCUUACGACGCAAGGCAUCACAAAGUGUUGAGUUGUUAAAUUCGGAGGCAUCCCUCUCCCUGAGCGAGUGCCGAUCGUCCAGCGACUCCAACAAAGCGUCCAGUGGCGAAGUCUCUCCCUACGACAACAACUCGCCUGUGCUGUCUGAGAGGAGAGGGGGAGACCUGGCCAAAGAGGGUGAAGUCCAUUGUGGACGAGUCCUCAGCACAGAGCAGCUCUUCUGCGUCCCAGAACAGUACAGCCUGGUGGGACAGGUGACCGGACGCAGCAGGGACACUGUGUCGAAUAUCUGGUCCCCAACAAAGGAAGAUCAUGCUAACAUCUGGGGUGCGUGGCACACGACGCUGAAGCCAGGAUUGCAAGAACAUCCCUAUACAGGCUCUUGUGGCAACAUAUCAGAAGGAAGCUCUCGCAGCUCCAGGGACGGAACCGACGAUCGGACACCGCCCACUGUAAGCAGAGCGGAUUUCCCACAAGGCACCGCAGGGCCUCACACAGGCCUCAACCUGAACCUGAAACCCAAUGGCCAAUUACAAUCCAGCAGCUCAGAGGACCUCCCUGUCUGCAGCACCCUCAGCACGCCAAGCCCCACCCUUUACCCCAAACCCACCAAUAGGAAUGAAGCACGUCCUCCACCUUACAGACAUUCCAGAUUAACACCCUCAGUAGUUUCGUCUAAUUCAAUCCCGUCGCAGUCUCAGCAGCACCCCCAGCAGCUCGGGAAGACUGGCAACCACAACUCAUCCUCAUCGACAGGCACACGCAUGCCCACCAGCUCAGAGUGGCAAGACUGGCAGAGGGACAGGUGGCACAUCUGGCAGCUGCUGUCUUCAGACAACGCUGACACGCUACCUGAGACACUGGUAUGAUUAAAGAAAUUCAGCAUGUUAAUAUACAGAAACCACUGCCUUAUGCGUGUUAUGUACAGACUUGAACAGGUUUUGAUGCUCUGCUCCUCGUUCUUCUCUGACGGCAAUCAAGCGGUGGAGGCAAUUUGCACUGCGGAAGCCAAUCGAGGUGCAAGGAGGAUUCCAGGCUCACUAAACUGAAACCACAGCUCACUAAACUGACAGUGCACCUGGUGUCAUAUCUGUUCUAUCCCAAAAAAAAAUAAAGAUGGCCUUGCUCAUGUUUGCUUGCUAGUUCCGCUUGGAAACUCACUUGCGCAACAUUACUGCCUCUACACCAGGUACCUAAAAUUCUCAAACGAACCCAAACAAAAGAUAAUGUAAGAUCAUUGACAUUUUUUUUUUUAUGGACAAAUACAAUAUUCUCCAACUAUUACAUAACUGCUGUGUAUGUCUGCUUACAGUCACCUACUUUAAAAAAAACAAAAAAAAAACAAAAAAAAAAAGUUAAAUGUUUGCACUGAAUCAUAUGACAUGGGGUCAUUUACCUUUACAGGCUCAACUCCUUUUUGUGUAUAUACAAAAAUAAGAAUAUUGCCAAAAAAAGCUGCUAAAUCAAAUGUAUACAAAAUGAUUUGUUCUUACCUCCAGCACACUAAAGGAUACCAGGACAGUGAGAUGCCAUUUUGUAUUAAUUAAGGAUGUGUAUGCCUUUUGAUAGAAUAACGCAUGAGUCGAAUUGUAUAGCAUUUCAUAACGGCCGUUAACAUUUUUGGAGCCGCGAGUUCCUCUCUGGCCCAAAUGCUAACAUAUACAGUAUGUCAAAUUAGUGCGGUUAUGAGAAAGUCACUUCUCCUGUAGAGCAGCAGGGUUUAUCGAGCUGUGUUUUCCUAUAAUGCACUGCAAGAGUACCGUGGAUAUAAUGGCAGGUUUACGAACAUCUGCUUGUAAUGAAUAUGUAAUAAAAUACAUUUAUAUUUUAUAUUUUGAAUUGAAGUUAGCUAAAACCCCUCAACACUUUAUCCAUCCAUUUAUCCUCUGCCAAGCUUAACAGUACGUGCUGUGUUGACUUACGUUGAUCAUUAAUUACCAGAUUACCACACAGGCAGUUAGCUAUCUGUAAUAACUUUGUCUUCUCCAUGUACACUGCCCCAACCUACAGUAUACUGUCUAAAAGAGAUUCUCUUCUAAAAGAAAAUCAAACGCUAGUGCUUUUUGGUGUUCACCUUUUAUUUCCACAGCACUUAGAGGAAUAUUAGUUCUCUAGACGAACUUGUCCUAAAAUGUCCUAAAAAAAAGAGAACAUGCUUAUAUGGAAUAGAUUGUGCCUUUAAUCUGAGAGCAGAAAUACAUUUAGCAAAUUCAGACUACAAAAGAAUUUUUUUGCUCGAUUCCAGUUACAUCCUUUGGUUCAGAAGGAACAAAAGCUGAAGCCAGUUUAGAUUUGGCAUCUCUUGCACUUUUCCUCUUUUUAUUCUACUCUUGGUUUAAUUAAAUGGUUACAGAAUGGUGUGAUGUUUCAUAAUCUGGGUAAAGAAAAAAAAAAGAUACUAGCAAAAUGAUGUCUGAAAAAUAAACGACAAACCUUGAAAUGAUUAAAUUGUACAAAAACUUAAAUAACUGUCUAAAAAUAUUGACUAAAAAACUUUCAUAAGAAUUUACUAAAAUAUCACUAAAAUAUCAGGUCAGUUGUUUGUGUUGAUGGACAAAAUCAAACUGACUGAAUCUAAUCAGAAUUCCUAUGAAUCCUAUGACACUGUUUUCAAUUCAUUUCACACACAUACUGUAUUUCAGGAUGAAAACCUGAGCUUUAAAUUCCCCACUCUUUCCUUAUAAUUAUUUUAAUAUUUCUACGUGUGUACAGUCUUUUAUCAGUCAACAUUAAAGCAAAUUGUCCCUUAUUUUAUAUUGUGAGCAAGUGCAGUAUCAUCAGUGCUUGGUAGAAUCAAUGAGAAUUAUUUAUUUGCAUCAAUCCAUUUGCACACCCUAUACCAUGACACCCUAUACCAUACACACACACACACACACACACACAAGCAUUGUCUUCAAUCAGCAGGUAAAGCUAAACAGAGCAUACUAAUAUCCCUAUACUGCAAUGUUUACUUUAUUAAAUUGACCUUUUAUUCCCACUUUUGUUUUAAAUUACCAGUGACAUUUCUGUUUCAAACAUUUAAUCCAGUUACUUACAGCUCAACACAACUCCCCUUCGAUGUUAAACAUCAGUCGUAUUACCUUGAAUGCAUUUUCCAUUCAGUCUUAUGAUUGGUAACUUGUCAUAUAUGAUCAUAGAAUUUCUUAUCAGAUUUAUUCACACUCAGCUUUGAGUUGAGCACAAUGAUAUUCCAAACUCAGACGCCAAACUCCAGAGUUCAGAGAAUUGCAUAGGAUUUGCUUAAAACACAUUGUACUUUGAAUUAUGUGAACUUAUUUCUUCUCUUUAACUAAAGGUCAAUUUUAUGAAUUUAAGUAGUUCAUUGUCUUGACUAGUUGUGAGUUGAAACAAAGCUUAUCUUCAAAGUUUAGUUUACUCAUGUGUUUAUGGCAGCAGGUGAUUUUUCCUCUCUACGUUUAACCAUGAAAUGUCUUACAGUGUAUGUGUACGUAAUUUUAAUCAGCAGCAAAUUUAAUGAAUCCGGAAAAUCGCCUUAAGCAGCUUCAUAUCCUGACUACAGGUUAUUUUAACAAUAUAGAUAGAUAGUGCCAGGAGUGUACCUUGUUAAAAUCUAGAUCUAACCUAUGAACUGCUCGUAUGAACUGAUUAUAGUCCUAUCACACACCUCUCGGUCAGAUUUCAUCAUUUUUCUUUCCAUUUAAUAACUUUCACAGCAAAUUAAAUCGUAAAAAUUCUACUCAAUCUUUCAUUUUUGUUGUGCUGCACAAAUUAACCAACAAAUCCUGCAUUCUAAGUUUCUAAUUACAUAUAUUCUAAUACAUUUGUUGGAAAUAGCAGUAGCUGUUCAAGCGAAAAGGCUCCAAAGGUCCUAAAAAGUGCUUUGAAUAUUGAUUUCACACCAGGUUCUUCAGCCAUAAUGAAAAUUCUGUCCGGAGUUUAGUCACCGCACUUUGCCUUCCCGCUGCAGAGCUUUCAUGUUAAUUUGAUUUCUGAGCUUUACUAUUAGUUUUUUUUAUUAUGGGAAAACUCUUAAUUUGCAUUUAUAAUUUGGUAAGUAAUUAUGUCAUGAUGUUGUAAUCCAUGACCCAAAUAUAAUGUAUAAAUAUGUUAUAAAUUCAAUAUUAGGAUUGUAAUAAGGAAUCGUUUGUACUUCAUGCCGAAAAUGCUUUUUGUAUGUUCUGACAUUUGCUGUGAAGCUUGCUUUGGAAUUUUAUGUACUUUUUUUAAAAUUUGUUUUUUUAUUUUUGUUUAUUUGUUUUCCCAGCAAGUCUCAAAGAAUAAAUGAGAGCAAGUUUUAA
Tachysurus vachellii is the source of this 6227-nucleotide messenger RNA. RefSeq names its product rho GTPase-activating protein 6. Gene Ontology annotation, biological process: signal transduction. The transcript has 13 exons. The record is from RefSeq and is a predicted model, not a curated record. Lineage: Eukaryota; Metazoa; Chordata; Actinopteri; Siluriformes; Bagridae. The coding region runs from base 201 to 2837 and encodes 878 amino acids.